Molecule: messenger RNA, 735 nt
Organism: Cannabis sativa
Lineage: Eukaryota; Viridiplantae; Streptophyta; Magnoliopsida; Rosales; Cannabaceae
Product: lachrymatory-factor synthase-like
Exons: 3
Coding region: 106-615 (169 amino acids)
Source: RefSeq, a predicted model, not a curated record
UAUGUUUUUACACCGAAAUUUGGAGGGUCCAUCAUCACAUUAGUAAGGGUUUUUUGUAAGAGCACUUUAUUAAGGUUGUGAAGAAGAAGACUUGAACACCAUUUAAUGGGCUUGGUAAAAUGGGAAGGAAAUGUCUCGAAAAUGAUACGAAAUGCCACGGUAGAACAAAUAUGGCCUUUACUUGCAGACUUCUUCAAUUUCAACAAAUGGUUUCCUACCUUAGCCACUUGCCAAGGAAUCCACGGUACCAACGGUGAGGUUGGCUGCAUCAGAUACUGCUCAGGGUUCUCAAUACCGUCCAAUAACGUUGAUGAUCAAAUUAGCAGUACUCCAAUUAGCUGGUCCAAAGAGAGGUUGAUUGCCAUUGAUCAUGAUCAGCAUAGUUUAAGCUAUGAAAUUUUGGAAAGCAACAUUGGAUUUCAGUCCUAUGUUUCGACAUUCAGGAUCUAUGCAGGAGGAAGUGAAUGUCGUGAUUGUGUGAUUGAGUGGUCCUUUACCGUUGAUCCUGUGGAAGGGCUGGCAUUAGAUGAUUUGGUCAGAAAAUAUGAUGUGGGGUUACAACGAAUGGCACAGAGAAUGGAAGCCUCCUUUGAAAAUUUCCAGCCACCUCAGUAAUUCACUCUUAAUAUAUUUAUGUUUUAUCUAUCAAUGACUUGCCAUUAAUGGGAUGCGUGUGGUUUUAUGUUUAUGUAUUUUUCUUGAAAUAUGAUUUAUAUUGCUCUGGUUUUCAUUUCA